CUAUCAAUAGUUUCCCUCCUUUCAGUUCUCACCUCUAUCAAACAACAAUGGCGGCUGCGUCUCCAUCUCCUUGUUUCUCCAAAACCUUAUCUCCUCCUUCUUCUUCUUCCUCCAAAUCUUCCACUAUUCUUCCCAGAUCUACCUUACCUUUCAACAAUCACCUUACCCAAAAAACCUCACCCCUUCAUCUUACUCACACCCAACAUCGUCGUCGUUUCACUGUCUCCAAUGUCGUCAUAACCACCACGACCCAUAACGAAGUUUCUGAACCCGAAACUUUCGUUUCCCGCUUUGCCCCUGAUGAACCCAGAAAGGGUUGUGACGUUCUUGUAGAGGCACUUGAAAGGGAAGGGGUUACGGAUGUCUUUGCAUAUCCAGGAGGUGCUUCCAUGGAGAUUCAUCAGGCUUUGACUCGUUCGAAUAUCAUUCGCAAUGUGCUGCCACGUCAUGAGCAAGGUGGUGUAUUUGCAGCCGAGGGCUACGCACGAGCUACCGGGUUCCCUGGUGUUUGCAUUGCUACCUCCGGUCCUGGAGCUACGAAUCUCGUUAGCGGUCUUGCGGAUGCUUUGUUGGAUAGUAUUCCGAUUGUUGCUAUUACGGGUCAAGUGCCGAGGAGGAUGAUUGGUACUGAUGCGUUUCAGGAAACUCCUAUUGUUGAGGUAACGAGAUCCAUAACGAAGCAUAAUUAUCUAGUUAUGGAUGUAGAGGAUAUCCCUAGGGUUGUACGUGAAGCAUUUUUUCUAGCGAAAUCGGGACGGCCUGGACCGGUUUUGAUUGAUGUUCCUAAGGAUAUUCAGCAACAAUUGGUGAUACCUAACUGGGAUCAGCCAAUGAGGUUGCCUGGUUACAUGUCUAGGUUACCGAAAUUGCCUAAUGAGAUGCUUUUGGAACAAAUUGUUAGACUGAUUUCGGAGUCGAAGAAGCCUGUUUUGUAUGUGGGUGGUGGGUGUUCACAUUCGAGUGAGGAGCUGAGACGAUUUGUGGAGCUUACAGGUAUUCCCGUGGCGAGUACUUUGAUGGGUCUUGGAGCCUUUCCAACUGGGGAUGAGCUUUCCCUUCAAAUGUUGGGUAUGCAUGGGACGGUCUAUGCUAAUUAUGCUGUGGAUAGUAGUGAUUUGUUGCUUGCAUUUGGGGUGAGGUUUGAUGAUCGAGUUACGGGUAAAUUGGAAGCUUUUGCUAGCCGAGCAAAAAUCGUCCACAUUGAUAUUGAUUCUGCUGAGAUUGGAAAGAACAAGCAACCUCAUGUUUCCAUUUGUGCAGAUAUCAAGUUGGCAUUACAGGGUUUGAAUUCCAUAUUGGAGGGUAAAGAAAGUAAGCUGAAGUUGGACUUCUCUCCUUGGAGGCAGGAGUUAACGGAGCAGAAAGUGAAGUACCCAUUGAAUUAUAAGACUUUUGGUGAAGCCAUCCCACCACAAUAUGCUAUUCAGGUUCUAGAUGAAUUAACUAAUGGAAGUGCCAUUAUUAGUACAGGUGUGGGGCAACACCAGAUGUGGGCUGCCCAAUACUAUAAGUACAAAAAGCCACGCCAAUGGUUGACAUCUGGUGGAUUAGGAGCAAUGGGAUUUGGUUUGCCCGCUGCUAUAGGUGCGGCUGUUGGAAGACCGGGUGAGGUUGUGGUUGACAUUGAUGGUGAUGGGAGUUUUAUCAUGAAUGUGCAGGAGUUAGCAACAAUUAAGGUGGAGAAUCUCCCAGUUAAGAUUAUGUUGCUGAAUAAUCAACACUUGGGAAUGGUGGUUCAAUGGGAGGAUCGGUUCUACAAGGCUAACAGAGCACACACUUACCUCGGUGAUCCUGCUAAUGAGGAAGAGAUCUUUCCUAAUAUGCUGAAAUUUGCAGAGGCUUGUGGUGUACCUGCUGCAAGAGUGACACACAGGGACGAUCUUAGAGCUGCCAUUCAAAAGAUGUUAGACACUCCUGGGCCAUACUUGUUGGAUGUGAUUGUACCUCAUCAGGAACAUGUUCUACCUAUGAUUCCCAGCGGCGGAGCUUUCAAAGAUGUGAUUACAGAGGGCGAUGGGAGACGUUCCUAUUGACUUUGAGAAGCAACAUAACUAGUUCUAGGCAUUGUAUUAUCUAAAAUAAACUUCUAUUAAGCCAAAAGUUUCUAUCUAUUGAGUUUGCUGUUAGUCUUUGGCAAGGCUUUGCUUGUUAUAGCUGUUGUACUAUCCUCUACUUGGUAUUUAUGUUUACUUAAAGUUUUGCAAUA
Solanum dulcamara is the source of this 2206-nucleotide messenger RNA. RefSeq names its product acetolactate synthase 2, chloroplastic. Gene Ontology annotation, biological process: L-valine biosynthetic process. Gene Ontology annotation, cellular component: acetolactate synthase complex. The record is from RefSeq and is a predicted model, not a curated record. Lineage: Eukaryota; Viridiplantae; Streptophyta; Magnoliopsida; Solanales; Solanaceae. Gene Ontology annotation, molecular function: acetolactate synthase activity; magnesium ion binding; flavin adenine dinucleotide binding. Bases 48 to 2033 code for a protein of 661 amino acids. The transcript has a single exon.